AUGAAAAAACAAAUACGGGAUUCGUUUUUGAAGGCCGGCUUAGCGGCGGAAUAUGUCUUUGGAAAGAAAUUGAGGGACCGACAAGACCUUCAAGUUGUUAUGCUAAAUGUCUGGAGGCCAAUUCGCCAGGUUGAAGACAACCAUCUUGGUAUCUGCAAAUGGGGUUCACUUGUAAAAGAAGAUGCUUUGAAUAUGGACAUUGAACCGAAAAAUGGCGACAGUGCACUUCAGGCAUGGAGGUAUAGAGAGGGUCAAGAGUGGUAUUAUCUAAGCAACCAACAAGCGGAUGAAGUUUAUGUCUUCUUACAACACGACGACCGCGCAAAAGAAGAUGGGCACGGAAUCAAUGUUCCCCACGCCUCCUUCAAGCUUCAAGGUCACAACCAGCCAUCUACAAGAAUGAGUUUUGAGGCUAAAAUCAUUGCAAUAAUUGAUCGACCCACCGUGGUUUCACCACCUGCUCGAGGAAAAAUUUCGAAAUGGAAGAGUAGUUUCAAAUCGGCUUUUACCUAA
Melampsora larici-populina 98AG31 is the source of this 513-nucleotide messenger RNA. RefSeq lists its product as uncharacterized. Lineage: Eukaryota; Fungi; Basidiomycota; Pucciniomycetes; Pucciniales; Melampsoraceae. The record is from RefSeq and is a predicted model, not a curated record. Gene Ontology annotation, molecular function: oxidoreductase activity. Bases 1 to 513 code for a protein of 170 amino acids. The transcript has a single exon.